AACUCUUGGACAAAGUAGUAUUGUGUAGGAAAAUAUAAUUUCUUGCUUAUAAGCAAUAAAAAAUACUGGUGUUGGUAAGCAGUCUAUAGAAGUAAAUAUGAUAAUUCUACUACUCACGAUAAUAUCAGGUCUUUUUUGCACAGUUUGGGUCGUGGCAGUAAAUGAGGUAUCGUAUUCAUUCAAAUAUUCUGUGGACGAACCGAAACUAGGCAUAGUGACCCAUCAUUGGGAGGAAAGAAAUGGUGGAAAAGUACGUGGAGGCUACAGCCUCUUAGAACCAAAUGGAAAAGUCCGGGUGGUUGAAUACCAAGUAGACGGAAACAAAGGAUUCAAAGCAUUCGUGACAUUUAGAAGACCUCCAGUUCGUUGGACAUCUGAAGUUUCCAAACCAAUACCAAACACCGAUUCGCCUGGCGGAGCCCGUGGGCCUCAUAACACCCGACCUUUUGGUGGCAAAGAAAACCUACCCGAAUUUACCGUAACCACUAACAUUUAUUCUAAAUUGCUUAAAAAGUACAAAAACAUGGUAUGCAAAUUCAAUUACGACGUACGUGAAGAACGAUAUUCUAUAAUUCCCUGUAAUUGGCGACGAUGGAAGCUUGGGGCGCUUCGAAAGAACCAAUAAAAUGUUUUUUUGAUUGAUGGUUUAAUAUUCUCGAGCAGUCUUAUUUUCCCCCCUUUGUGGAAUUAAUUCACCCGCCCGCAGAAAUGAAGUAUAAUUUAUGUACAUUUUCAAGGGUUUGUCAAUAUGAUAUACAAGUAA
Nicrophorus vespilloides is the source of this 763-nucleotide messenger RNA. RefSeq lists its product as uncharacterized. The transcript has 4 exons. Bases 98 to 625 code for a protein of 175 amino acids. Gene Ontology annotation, cellular component: extracellular matrix. Lineage: Eukaryota; Metazoa; Arthropoda; Insecta; Coleoptera; Silphidae. The record is from RefSeq and is a predicted model, not a curated record.